This is a messenger RNA of Candidozyma haemuli, 1278 nucleotides long. RefSeq lists its product as uncharacterized. Gene Ontology annotation, molecular function: protein binding. The transcript has a single exon. Bases 1 to 1278 code for a protein of 425 amino acids. The record is from RefSeq and is a predicted model, not a curated record. NCBI's taxonomy places the organism in Eukaryota, Fungi, Ascomycota, Pichiomycetes, Serinales, Metschnikowiaceae.
AUGAGUCACGAAGAAGAGCAAGGAUUCCAGGAGAACCAAGAGAAUCAGGAAGAGUUCGUUGACCUCAACGACAUUGCUGAAGAGGUUGCUGAUGACAAUGGCCCUGCUCCAGAAGAUGAUAAUGAUGACCAUGACAUGGACAUGGAAGGCCACGAAGGUGAAAACGAGGAGUCUAUAGAAAUUGAUCUUGCUAACAACUCGUGGACUUACUUCGAUCAACACAAAGAUUCCGUUUUUACCGUCUUCUCCCAUCCUUCCUUGCCAAUGGUGGUAACUGGAGGUGGUGACAACACAGCAUACUUAUGGACAACGCAUACGCAGCCUCCACGUUUCGUGGGCGAGUUGCUGGGCCAUAAAGAGAGUGUCGUCUGUGGUGGCUUCACGGGCGACGGAAAGUUCGUUGUCACUGGUGACAUGAAUGGACUCAUCCAGGUGCACAAGGCAGCCAAGGGAGGCCAGAAAUGGGUCAAGUUUGGUGACUUGGAAGAGGUUGAGGAAGUCUUGUGGAUCACUGUCCACCCAUCUUUGCCAUACUUUGCCUUUGGCUCUACUGACGGUUCUGUCUGGGUCUACCAAAUUGAUGAAGAGUCUAAGUCUCUCGUUCAAAUCAUGUCCGGUUUCUCCCACACGCUAGAAUGUAAUGCAGGUGUUUUCGUGGGCACCGAGAAGGCUGACGAGUUAUUCUUGGUCACUGCAUCUGAAGAUGGAACCAUUGUCAUGUGGAAUGGUUUCACUGGUGCUGUUCAAUACAAGUUGCAGCCACACGAUGACUUCAAGGGUGUUGAGAGUCCAUGGGUUUCCUUGAAGCUGCAUGGCGUUGUUGUUGCUGCUGGCGCUCGUGACGGUCAGUUGGCUAUCAUUAACUUAGAGAGUGGUAAGAUUGUUCAGCAUGUUAAGACUAUCGAAAACGUCGAAGAUGUGGCCGACUUGUCCAUUGAAGCUCUUGCAUGGUGCCAGAACAGCUCUGUUCCACUUCUAGCAAUCGGUCUCGUCUCUGGUGACAUUCUUUUAUUCGAUUCUAACCUGUGGAGAUUGAGAAAAACGCUUAAGGUUGACGAUACUAUCACGAAACUUCAAUUCGUUGGCGACCUGCCUAUCCUUGUCGGUUCAAGUAUGAACGGUAAGUUGUACAAGUGGGACGCUCGUACUGGUGAAGAGUUGUUUGUUGGUGUUGGUCAUAACAUGGGUGUCUUAGACUUUGCCAUCACUGAUGGCGGCAAGGCCUUUGUUACUGCUGGAGACGAAGGUGUUUCUUUAAUCUUCCGUCCUGAGGCCUAA